GUACGGUCACUUCCAUAUUUGAUGCUACUAAUGUGUUUUGGUCAGUCUUUAUUUCAUUAAAAUCUAAAUUGUGAUCUUUCUCCUUCUCCUCUAGGAGGCAGCAUUAAGGAUCCUUCCCAGCGCUCCCAGCGCUCUUGAUCAUCCCAGCGCUCAGCGUGCUGGCUCCUCCCCCUCCCGGCGGCAGCGUGCGCUCUCAGCCGCCCCCGUGCACCCCGCGCUCGCCAGGCCUGCGCGCCCGAGCCCAUGCCCCCAGCUCCACGCGGCCCUCCAACGCCAUGUGUGUCCCGCACACUAUGGAGGCGGGCAAGCACAGCGCCAGCCAGGGGCAGGGCAGCCUUGCCGGGGUCCCCCUGGAGCCGUUCAUUCACCAGGUGGGCGGUCACACCAGCAUGAUGCGUUAUGACGACCACACCGUCUGCAAGCCGCUCAUCAGCCGCGAGCAACGCUUUUACGAGUCCCUGCCGCCAGAGAUGAAGGAAUUCACCCCUGAGUACAAAGGUGUGGUGCUGGUGUGUUUUGAGGGUGACUCUGAUGGCUACAUCAAUCUGGUGGCAUAUCCAUACGAAGAGAGCGAGGGGCUGGACCAUGAAGAGCUGUCCGAAAGAGAUCAGCCUCGCCGAAAACACUCUCGCCGUAGCCUCCACCGCUCCAGCAGCGAGCACAAAGAGGACAGACCUGCUCACGAUGGCGACAGCAAUGACAAUCUGCAGGAGUUGAAGAGUCCUCGUCUGGACCUACAGAUGCAUUCAGAUGUGCCCUUCCAGAUGCUGGACAGCAACAGCGGCCUGAGUUCAGAGAAGAUCAGCCACAACCCCUGGAGUCUGCGCUGCCACAAACAACAGCUCAGCCGCAUGCGCUCCGACUCCAAAGACAGAAAACUCUACAAAUUUCUGUUGUUGGAGAACGUAGUCCAUCAUUUCGUCUACCCCUGCAUCCUGGACUUGAAGAUGGGCACCCGGCAGCACGGCGAUGACGCGUCAGAGGAGAAAGCCGCCCGGCAGAUGAAGAAGUGCGAGCAGAGCACGUCUGCCACAUUAGGAGUGCGUGUGUGCGGCAUGCAGGUCUAUCAGAUGGACACCGGUCACUAUCUAUGCAGGAACAAGUACUAUGGCCGCAGUCUUUCUAUCGAGGGAUUUCGACACGCACUCUUUCAGUUCAUGCACAACGGGACACAGCUGCGCAAAGACCUUUUCGAGCCCAUCCUGAGCAAACUAUGCAGCCUGAAGGCUGUGCUGGAGCGCCAGGCCUCGUACCGCUUCUACUCCAGCUCGCUGCUCAUCAUAUACGAGGGCAAGGACCCAGAGUCUGUGGAGGCUGGCUGUCAGAGAGCCUCGGAGCCGGAGAAGCUGGGCUGUGUGGAGAACCUGCCGGCCUCGGAGCCCCAUACGCCUCCGCAGACGCUGAGCGUGGAUGUGCGCAUGAUCGACUUCGCCCACAGCACCUUCAAAGGCUUCCGCGAUGACCAAACCGUCCACGAUGGGCCUGAUCGCGGAUACGUGCUCGGACUGGAGAGCCUCAUCGACAUUUUGCAGGAAAUCCGCAACGAGAACCAGUAGCUCCACCCAGCAGCUUUUCAUAGAGAAACAAAGAUGUUUGUAAAGACUACACAUUAACACAAACCUAAAGGUGUGUACACAAGAAAUGGAGGUGACCUCUACCUAUGAAGGGUCUUGUCUCUGCUGUCAGGAAAGAAAUUGCUCCUAGUCUCCCCUCAAUAGAAGAUGGUUUCAGUUUGUUUGUCACAUGGAUUCAUCGCCACCAUGUGGCCCGCUGAAGCACUGCAGGAAUGAACCGUGAACUCAGGCCGCAUCUGCUGUCAGGGUCUCUCUUAGAGUGUGGCAUUGCUAAAGAGAGAGAAAGAGUGUGUGUGUGUGUGUGUGUGUGUGUGUGUGUGUGUGUGUGUGUGUGUGUGUGUGAGAGAGAGAGAGAGAGAGAGAGAGAGAGAAUCUCAAGAAAAAUCCAGGUCACCCCAAAAUAAAUAAAAAAAUAAAAAAUCUUGUAUUGCAUAAACCAAGCCUGUUUUUAGCACCUUUAAGAUUUUUGUGACAUUAUUUUCAUGAAAAAUUUAGCCUGAAAGCAUUUCUCCCCCAAAUUCUUCUUCUUAUAAUGCAAAACAUUUUAUUCAGACACACAUUAUUCCAUUAGGAAUUGUACUUUGCCACAUAAAUUCUUUAUCAUUAUUUGUUCACAUCAUACUGUACUAAUGAGAAUGACAAGGGAGGAUGUGGGUUUUUUUAUAAAAAAUUAAUGUCACCAUGCAAAAAAAAAAAAAAAAAAAUCUUAAUGGUUUUAAAAAUAUUUUCAUGCAAUGUUGUUUUUUCUUGUGUUUUUUUUUUUUUUUUUUUGGGCGAGGGAGAGUGAAAUAUGUUCUCUGUAUAAACACUCAGUAUUUCUCCAAGAGUUUAAAAGGGAGUAAAUUCAGCUCACAGCAGUUGGUCAAAGCUUUACUGUAAGAGUCGGGUGCAUUUAAAAGAGAUUUUAGACCACUCGUCUUUGAUGACAAGAGGAUGAAUCUGGCCUUAUGGCAGUAGUUGAAUUCACAGCUUAGCUAUGCGAGUCUAUUUAACCGGUCAGAUGAUGCUUUUUUAUUUUAUUGUUAUUAUAUUUUGGGUUUUUUGGUAGCUAUCUUACUCUGUACAUUUAAAGCAAUUAUUACAUGUUUUGUUGACCCCCCCCCUCUCUGUGAUUUAGCAGUCGUAGGGGUUUUGGUGGGAUAGUGCAUUUGUAGUCUUGAAUUUAGAUUACCCUUGUGUUACAAAGUCUUUCCCUGUGAGUAAUGUGUAAUGUCAUUAUUGCAGAGAAAAGCCUCAUUGUAAAAAAAAAUUAUAUAUAUAUAUAUAUAUAUAUAUAUAUAUAUAUAUAUAUAUAUAUAAAAUAUUCUUAAUGUCAAAAUAUUUAAAUAUCCUUAAAACAAAACAAAACAAAACAAAUCCUGAUAAGCAAAAUUGUGUAAGGUAUUAACACUUGUUUACAGAUUAGAUUUUUAAGCAACAAUAACAAAUUUUUUUUUAUAAACAAGUCUUAAUAUUUUAAUCAAUUUCCAUUCUCAAAAAAAAAUUUUUUUUUUAUUUUGUUUUAGGCAUAUUUAGAUAUUUUUGUUGAAAACAACAAACCGACUAAUUAAGAAGCUUAUUUUAGUUAGUGCUCACUAACAUCUGCACUGUAAUUUAUUAUGAACACAUUACAAGAGCAUGAUUUUUAUUUUUGUUUCUUUUUAUUAUUUAGAAGGGUUGUCUAUUAAUUACACAUACACUCUGAGGGGAAAAAAGGUACAAAAGCUGACACUGGGACAGUACCCUUUCAAAAGUACACCUUUGUACUUUACUAACCCAUAAAAGGUGCAUUUUAGUACCCUAAAUGUACAGAUUUGUAACCUAGAGUGUACAAAUUAUUAUCAAACUGUUAUAUAUUAUUGCCUUUUGAAAGGGUACCGCCACAGUGACAGUUUUGUACCUAUUUUUCUGAGAGUGUACACAGUGACAUUCUGCCCAUCAUCAGCAAAUGUAGCAAGAUUGGUUUCUAGGUUUGUCCUUGUGAGUCCCAUCAGCAGUCGAGUGGAGAUCGUCUCGUCAUCAUGACACCUUCAGCAUGUUCUCUGUCUAGAUGAAGCAUUUAUUGCACUAUGGUGUCAUCCUUUUACUGAAAAUAGACACUUUUUUAAUUCUCUGGGAAACAGACAUCAUAUCUGCCCAUAGUAGCAGUUGAGCAAAUAUAUUAACUUCAUUCAUUCGUCUUGUCCUAUAUUUACUGACUUUGAUCACGUGUAUAAAUAAUAAAUCAACAUUAUAAAACAUAACAUCUAUGCGGAGUUGUGCCGUAGGGAUGUGUCUGUAUUUAGACGUGUGAUUUUGGUCAAUAGCCAUAACUGGGACACCCAGGAGUGUUUGUUUAACAACUGUUUAACAAAGUCAUCUGAUCAUGUAACCGCUGAAGGGAAGUGUUUGAAGAACAAAUGCCACGUGUGAUGUGUUCCCUCACAAUAAAUGAGCAAUGUACUCAAGUUAAAGAAAACGUAAUUCCUAACAUGUUGGCGUCGUUGAUUAAAGUGUACCUGGUUUGUGUAAUUAAACCUUACUUUUGUGUCGACGAAUGAGAGAGGAACACAGAUUCAUAGAUUUCACAUAAAAAGAAAGAAAAUGAUCCUUUUGUCUUUAUUGUUGUUGCAUGGAUGGGUAUUUUUUUAAGAAAAAAUAAUAAUAUGACAACUUUGAAUGUGAGCUAUAAAUUGUUUAUUUAAGAAA
Messenger RNA from Cyprinus carpio (common carp), 4241 nucleotides. Its product is annotated as inositol hexakisphosphate kinase 1-like. Gene Ontology annotation, cellular component: cytoplasm; nucleus. NCBI's taxonomy places the organism in Eukaryota, Metazoa, Chordata, Actinopteri, Cypriniformes, Cyprinidae. Gene Ontology annotation, biological process: phosphatidylinositol phosphate biosynthetic process; inositol phosphate biosynthetic process. The coding region runs from base 276 to 1556 and encodes 426 amino acids. Gene Ontology annotation, molecular function: inositol hexakisphosphate kinase activity. The transcript has 5 exons. The record is from RefSeq and is a predicted model, not a curated record.